GAGCAGGAAAUUAAGAUGGGGUCGACCGCACCAAAUCACACGUAAAACCCUUUCGCUCAAACUCACCCAGAAACAGAAACCCUCAUAUCCUAAGACCUUUUUGGUUCUGCUCUUGCCUCCAACUAUUCAAAAUCUUUUCCUGUAAAAUGGUGAGUCAAAGACAGAGAUUAGCCCGCAAAAAAUUCAGACAAGAGCACCCAGAGUUGUUCCCUAAACCAGAGCCAACGCCACCAAAAGACCCAAACAAGAAAAAGAAGAAAAACAACACCAAGUUCAAGCGAAAGAGGUCAGAGUCUAAAGAAUCAAAAGACCCAAAUGAACCCAAUAAAAAGAGGUUUAAGAAGCAUCCACUUAGAGUUCCAGGAAUGAAGCCUGGUGAAAGUUGUUUUAUUUGCAAGGCGAAGGAUCACAUUGCCAAACUUUGCCCUCAGAAAGCUGAAUGGGAAAGAAAUAAGAUAUGUUUGCUUUGUCGGCAGCGAGGGCAUAGCCUCAAGCGUUGCCCUAACAAGAAGGACGAGAAUGUAGAUAGGAAAUUAUGCUAUAAUUGUGGGGAAACUGGUCAUUCGCUUUCUAAUUGUCCACAGCCUCUUAAAAAUGGAGGAACUAAAUAUGCCAAUUGCUUUAUCUGUAAUGAAAGUGGACAUUUGAGUAAGGACUGCCCGCAAAAUACUCGUGGGAUAUACCCAAAGGGUGGUUGCUGUAAAAUAUGUGGGGGCGUGACACAUUUAGCGAGAGAUUGUCCUGAGAAGGGUAAGAGAGGCUCUCUUGCCGCUAGUGGAGAAGUGAUAGAAAAAGAAGAGAGGCAAACACCGAAACUGACCAAGUUCAUAAGUGGGGAUGAGCUAGAUGAUGAUUUUAUGACAGAAAACACCUAUGCUGUGGAGAAAGAAAGGGGGUCGGAUUCAAAAGAUGGUCAUGCAAAAUUAAAGAAGAAGCAAGGGCACAAAGUAGUGAACUUUGCAGGAUUGUACAACAUUCCUGAAUGCUCUAGAUACUCCUAUGAAUCUUGCUCUCUUAUUCCAUGCUUUGAUGUUAUCCACGCCGAAUCAUUCUUUUCUCCUUCUUUUUUCACAUUGGUUGUUUACUUGAAGAAAUUUUGUACUCAGCCUUGUGUCCCCAAAAUUGAGGAUCUCUCCCUCUUCUUCUUCACUGUACACCCAUUUCUCAUAUUGGUUUUCCAUUUUUCUUCUUUCUUCUUCGUUUCCCACAAGGCCCGUGGCUCUCGUGAUCGAACUGCAAACAUGGCAAAUUCGGCGUCAGGAAUGGCUGUGCAGGAUGACUGUAAGCUGAAGUUUUUGGAACUAAAAACAAAGAGAAACCACCGAUUCAUCAUCUUCAAGAUUGAAGGUCAGCAAGUGGUGGUAGAGAAACUGGGAAGUCCUGAGGAAACCUACGACGAUUUCGCCGCAUCUUUGCCUGCUGAUGAGUGCCGCUAUGCUGUCUAUGAUUUUGAUUUCACCACUAAUGAGAAUUGUCAGAAAAGCAAAAUUUUCUUUAUUGCAUGGUCUCCUGAUACAUCUAGGGUGAGAAUGAAGAUGGUCUAUGCAAGCUCCAAAGACAGAUUCAAGAGGGAACUAGAUGGGAUUCAGGUUGAGCUGCAAGCAACAGAUCCUAGCGAAAUGAGCAUGGACAUUAUAAAAGGGCGAGCACUUUAGGCACAAUACCUUUCUCUUCUUUUGACAUUCAGCUACUUGUGACAAAUUUAACGCAGUCCGCAUUGUUUUGUUUAUUUGUUCUUUUUCCCUCACCUUUCCGUUUUAUGGGGGUUUUGACACUAUCCCCUCUAGUUUCAUGUAAUAUGCUUCUUUCAUGUUUGUUACUUUUUCAGUCGCUUCACUUGGCAACACACACUGUUGUUUCUCAGGAGGCAUAAUUUGGAUUUAUUAUGCUCCGACAUUUGAAAAUAUAUGUACAUUGCAUAAAAUACAAACAGCAUUGAAAACAA
Messenger RNA from Ricinus communis (castor bean), 1945 nucleotides. RefSeq lists its product as uncharacterized. Gene Ontology annotation, cellular component: actin cytoskeleton. The record is from RefSeq and is a predicted model, not a curated record. Bases 147 to 1655 code for a protein of 502 amino acids. The transcript has 9 exons. Gene Ontology annotation, biological process: actin filament depolymerization. Gene Ontology annotation, molecular function: zinc ion binding; actin binding; nucleic acid binding. NCBI's taxonomy places the organism in Eukaryota, Viridiplantae, Streptophyta, Magnoliopsida, Malpighiales, Euphorbiaceae.